UAUACACACACCUGUCACACGUUGUUUCCAAUUUUUGGACAUUAUUUUUUCGAUUUGUUCUCAGCUUUGACAGUCUAUCUAAACAUAUAAACAAUCAAAGUUUCUAAUAUAACGAUUUUCCAUGACGGUUUUCAAUCAUUCAAUAUUUUAUAUUUUAUAAUUACGUAUGAAGUCUCGUAUCAUAAAAAGUGAAUACCAAUGAAUCUCAGCAGUUCAUUACAAUAAGUGUUAUGCAGAAUGGAAUAUAAUAAAGGAUUAGUUUCGUUUUUUUACUUCAAAACCAUCUAAAGUAUCGACAAUCCAAUGCCCCAGCCUGUCUUGUGCAUUUAUUUGUAAGCAAAUAAAAUUGUAAGUAAUUUGUUAUACUUAGUUUGACAUUAUAAUCUCAUAUGUAAGUGAUUAGUUACGGUUUAUGUUGUCAAUAUUUUUCUAAUGACCUUUACUAACAGAUAGUACUAUCUAUUCAUAAUUUAAAAUAGUUACAGUAUUGAAUUGUGCCGAGCAACUACCAGGCUUGAUAAAACAUAUAAUAUUGGUUAUACUCUUAAUAUAUAAAAGUUAAUUUAUUAUAGUUAAAAAUGAAACAAGUUUCAUCAAAAAUUAAUAUGAACAGAGUAAGUAAGACUCUCAACAAUGUUCAAUCAAAUAUACUAACUUGGGGUAAUCCCUUUAGUGACAAUGGACAAGAGGUAGUUAUUUGUAUAACCGGAAAUCCAGGAGUGUCUGAUUUUUACAUAGAUUUUGGUUCAGAAUUGUACAGAAAUUUACGGCUACCUGUUUGUGUAUUAGGUCAUGCAGGUCACGAAGGCAAUUCUCAUAACACAUCAAUUGUAUCAAAAAAUGAUUUGGCUCUAUUUAACUUGGAAGGCCAACUUCAACACAAAUUGGAUUUUAUAGAAAAUCAUGUAAAUCAAACCAGUAAGAUACAUCUUGUUGGACAUUCUAUUGGUGCCUGGAUGAUUAUUGAAUUAUUACAGAAAAAUGAGAAAUUAAUGGAAAGAGUUUUAUCCGUUAAUUUGUUGUUUCCUACUUUGCAAAGAAUGGCUGAAUCAAGAAAUGGUAUAUUUGUCAAUAAUGUUUUUAGAAAAUUUGAUUGGUUUAUUUUGUUUUUAUGUAAACUGUUAUAUGUACUUCCAACUUUUGUUUUCCGUUUUAUUGUUUAUUUAUAUUUAAUGGUUACCUCUAUGCCAUCAUGUUAUUCUGAUACAAUCAUGCAAUUAGUUGACCAUAAUGUGAUUGAAAAGGUUUUUUUAAUGGCUUUUGAUGAAAUGGACACAGUUACAACACUGAACAGAGAUGGCUUGAACAAAGUUAAACAUAUGACCAAUGUAAUUUAUGGACAUCAAGAUAACUGGGCACCAUUAGAAUAUAUGGAGGAUAUAAAAAAGUACCAACCCCACAUCCAAAUGACAGAGACACACAACAUAGACCAUGCCUUUGUACUAAAGUCAUCUGAGUGUGUUGCUAAUAUGGUAGCAAAUUUUAUUAAAUCGAAAAGCAUUAAAAAAAGUUAAAAUAUGUGCACUUAAAUUUAUUAAAAUCGUUAUAUUACAUAUUGUUAAUUUGUUUUUAGAUCAAGAUUUAUAGAAAACCAUGUAUGACAAAAGCAUCUUUUGCCACCAAAACAUAGAAUAUGAUUGAUUUUGAUUUAACAAAUAGUUUUUUUAAAUAUAUAACUUAUUAGUAGAGUAUUUUAUUUAGUUUACAAAUCUUACAAUUGAAUAACAAAUUAUUUAGGAUUAUAAAACGUUAAUUAAACAAUUAUGGUAUGCAUUUGAAAUAAUACAGACCCAAUGAUUUUAAAUUGGCAUUUAUGUAACUGAAUUUGAUGUUGUGAUUACUCAGAUACUUAAUGAUUGUCAUAAUGGAUAUUAUUUAUCAUGUUAUGUAAAGUCUUAUUCAUUGAAUUUAUAUAAGCUUGACCUUUGAUAAUUGCCACUAUAAGAUUUUUAUGGUUUAAUUAAAAUAAUAUUGAGGUUGGUAUUUGAAACAUCUAUAGAUAUUCAGAAAAAAAGAAAAAUUUCUUAUAAAAAUUCUGUGUGACAAUACUAAUUAUAAUUUAACACUGAGCUAAACUAAUAUUUGAUUUUUUAUCUUUUGAAAACAUCCAUUCGAAAAUAGUUACAAUAUAUGUUUUUUUUAUAAUUUUGAAUUCUAAUUAUAAGGAAUAACUUAACAUAAUGUUUUGUUAAUUUGAGACAAUCUUAAGUAGAAGUAAAUUAAAUUGUAUAUAUAGUGAUUUUUUUUGAGAUUGCAGUUUUGUUCUGCUGAUUUUGUUGUAAGCAAUAGAGUAAU
Vanessa atalanta (red admiral) is the source of this 2295-nucleotide messenger RNA. RefSeq names its product lipid droplet-associated hydrolase (gene sturkopf). The record is from RefSeq and is a predicted model, not a curated record. The coding region runs from base 579 to 1514 and encodes 311 amino acids. Gene Ontology annotation, molecular function: lipase activity. Gene Ontology annotation, biological process: lipid storage. Gene Ontology annotation, cellular component: lipid droplet. The transcript has 2 exons. NCBI's taxonomy places the organism in Eukaryota, Metazoa, Arthropoda, Insecta, Lepidoptera, Nymphalidae.